Molecule: messenger RNA, 2040 nt
Organism: Xiphias gladius (swordfish)
Lineage: Eukaryota; Metazoa; Chordata; Actinopteri; Istiophoriformes; Xiphiidae
Product: butyrophilin subfamily 2 member A2-like
Exons: 5
Coding region: 98-922 (274 amino acids)
Source: RefSeq, a predicted model, not a curated record
GGAAGCGUCGCUGCUGUUGCAGCUCGAGGAAGCUGAGAAACCGAAAGUGUUUCGAACGAGCCAAUCACGGCUUCGGGACCGGCCACAGCAUCGUUAAAUGCGGUCGUUACACACAGAUGUUACGGUGAUGUUUAACGUGCGCUUGACAUCUGCAGCCAUGGAGCUUCUUCCACUCGCGUGUCUCUGUCUCCUGUCUUGGUCUGGACCGACGUCUGCGGAUGAAGGCGGGCCAAGCCUCACCACUGUGGCCGUGGCAGAAGGGAGUGACGCCAUUUUACCCUGUUCCUUCCGCACCAAGGAGAACAUCGAGCAAAUGGUCUUUGACUGGAAGAAAGAUGGUCAGGAGGUGUUCCUGUACGACGCGGGCAAACAUUACAAUCAGGGCCGAACAGGUCAAGACGAACAGUUCAAAGGACGGGUUUUUCAUUUUGAAGAGGAACUGAAGCACGGCAACGCGUCCAUAAAAGUCCACAAGACAAAGAUGGCUGACAAUGGAAGUUACACCUGUAAUUUCCCAAAAACAAACCCUAAAUUUGAAUACCACAUUACGCUGGUUGUAGGUGCAGCUCCAGAGCCAUCUGUCACAACACUUGAUCAAACAAAGGACUGGGCUCUUCUGCGGUGUGUUGUUCGAGGUGCUUUCCCAAAACCUAAAGUAGAGUGGCAGGACAGAGCUGGAAACAUCCUUCCUGCUAAAGAACCAGAGGUCACUGAAAGAGGAGGCAGCUACGACAUCAUCCUCCAAACUACUGUGACCAAGACCAACCACUAUCGCUGCGUAUCCACACAGGAGGAAAUCAGCCACCAGAUUUAUUCUGAGACCUAUGUGCAUAUCAGUGGGUCUUCUGCUGGAGAGGUUGUUACUGCUGGUGUGGGGUCGUUGGUGCUGUCAGUGUUGCUGUCGUUGUUGCUGUUGUUCUAGUGCUCAUAAAGAAGCGUCGCAUCAAACCAGAUUCUGGAGGUCGACCAUCAGACACACGUGCCCCCCUUAAAGACUCCGGUCGUUGAGGGUAGCAACCUGAUCAGGACCCUUCAUUACCUUUCCAUGUGCUGUGAAGCCGGCUGCUGAAGAGUGUGUGUUGUUGUACGUCUGUUGUGUGAGAACCCGUUUGAGUUUUGGACCAGGACAGUGAGACACUUUGGCUGGUCCCCACUUAUUUCCGGCAGUUUGAGAGUCGAGACCUGGUUGUAAAGUUAAAGUUAGAACUAGUUUUAGGUUCAGGUUCGGAUGAGGGUUGUGGUUGAAAGCGAGGUCAAAAGGGAAGUUGUUGGGGGGUGAAUGGUUCUUACCUGCUAUACCUUGACUCUACUGUGGUAAAGUUAAGGUACAGCAGCAGCGUUUUGAUGAGCUGGAGACAAGUGAGUGAAUAAUAUCUGUGUUUGUUAAAAUCCACAAAAUUUGACCUGAGCUUUGGUGAAGGAAACGAGACUGAACCACCGUGGUCACUUUUAAAGAAUCGUAGAGAAAAGGUUGCUCCUGAUGGUCAGACCUGCACCUUGCAUGGUCUCACUGCCGUGUGUGUGUGUGUGUGUGUGUGUGUGUGUGUGUGUGUGUGUGUGUGUGUGUGUGUGUGUGUGUGUGUGUGUUCGAAUGACAGCAGCAAAUAUUAACGCUCUAUAUAAAUGCAUCCAUUUACCAGAUAUUCUCACACUGCUUGUCGCUCUUCGCUGAGCUGGACGUGGGCAUUGACAAAAACAGGCUCCUCCAAAAUAAAACCUGCUGUUCUGCUGUAAACGAAUGUGAACAUUUUGUAGCUAAAGUGAAAAACAAUGUGACUCAUCUUUUACUUUGAUAUCUGUGUUAUUGACAUUAUUUGGGACCAGCACGUGUUGCUUCUUUUUAUUUCCUCAGGUGCUAAGCCAGGGUCUGUCAGGUACAGUUACACACUGAACUGUUUACUGUUGUUGACUGUUAGAAUUGAAUUGUUUCAUUGAACUGACAGUAAGUUUGUUUAUGUUGUUGACUGAUGCUGCAGUUGCAGGGUGUCGUGUGAUUUCAAGCAGAGCUUAAUCAUGUCUGUCCAAUAAAACAUGACAAAU